Prorocentrum cordatum is the source of this 1514-nucleotide messenger RNA. NCBI's taxonomy places the organism in Eukaryota, Dinophyceae, Prorocentrales, Prorocentraceae. The record is from the annotation of a GenBank genome assembly.
CAUCCGCCUCUGGACCCGACGCGGCGGCGGCGAGCGGCCAGCUCGUGGCGGUCGAGGACGUGGAUCUCGGCUUUUGCUACCUGUGCUGUGACACCAUCACGGACGAGGCCGAGAAGCUGGUGGUGCAGGAGGGCUCGGACACCCGCAGGAAGAUCGCGUGCCACAAGAAGUGCAACAGCCUCAAGAAGCGCGUUCAGACCGUCCGCAACAACGUGUCGGGCUUCGAAUGCUUCUGCGAGGUUGAAGGCGACCAGCGGGCCGAAUUCUACAAGACGGCCGUCGGGCUGUACGGGCCCGACUUGCAGAAGGUGAUGACGGAGACGUUGGAGACCAAGCGCGUGGAUUCGAACGUGGCCGACUUCAUCGAGGAGGGCGACUUCAUGGAGGUCAAUGAGGCCCGCGAGUUACCGCGCUUCAAGCGCGACCCUGCCGCCUUCCAGAACCUGCUGGAGCGGGCGCCCAGGAAGACGUGCGCUAUGACGGAUAUCGAGUACGUGUACGUGCCGAACUACAAGUUCUCGAACCACAGGAAAGUGACGGAUGAGAGCACCAGGGCGAGGCGCAUCUCAGGGGCGAAGACCAUGAAGAAGCCGAAGGCGCUGGCAGCGCCGAAGGGGCCGAAGGAGCCAGCCGCGCCCAAAGGCUCGAAUAUCCCGAAGGGCAUCCUGAACAGGAGCGACAAGCUGGAGGAGCGCAUGGGCCAGUGCAUCCUCGACACGGCCGAGUCCAUCAUGGUUGCGAAGAGCCCCGAGGCCGACGGCCACGUGUCCGCGCGCGCCCUGGAGCAAGCUGUAGCCUCGCACUCCAAGCUCGAGCAGGCCCUCCAAGAGUUCAAGGAGGUUCGCACCACCGAGGGGCUCACGAAGGAGACGCUCGUGCUGAAGAUCGAGCACACCGAGGCCCUGAUGAACUCGCACAUUGACAUCCAGUCCAAGCUCGACGGCAUGCUCGAGGACGUGGCGGAGCCCAUCUUGGCCGCGCAGGCGGAGAAGGAUGCGGCGGCGACGUUGGGGGAGUCUUCGGAGGAGGGAGCUGCGGGGGCCGCAGCGGCGGCGGAGGAGGCAGGGGCCUCGGGGCCCAGUGGAUCGGCGGCGGGCGAUUCGGCCGCCCUUGACCGCGGCGGCUCGGGCAUGGCUUCCAGCGGCCUCGAGUCGCCCCAGGCCUUUGUAUCCAGGGAGUCGGCGGCGUCGGCUGGAGUCGCACCGUUCGCUGGUUCCGAGAGUCUUCAGGAAAUCUUCGAUGCCGAGAAUUUCGUUGGCGAACCCGAGAGCGAUGCCCACGAUUCCGAGGGCGAUGCUCUCUCGGCCGACACACUCCGACUCGGGUCGGCCCAGGUGCCCGCGGCCGCUGGUGCUGCGGAUGGCGCCGAUGGCAAGGCCGCGGGGCGUGGCAAGCGCAAGGCCGUAGGGGCUGCCACGACCGCCAGGCCCAAGGCCUCGGGCAAGCAGAAGGGGAAGGGGCGUGGCAAGGGCAAGGCCAAGGCGAAGGCGAAGGGCAUCAAGGCUAAGGCUUAG